Molecule: messenger RNA, 936 nt
Organism: Lactuca saligna
Lineage: Eukaryota; Viridiplantae; Streptophyta; Magnoliopsida; Asterales; Asteraceae
Source: the annotation of a GenBank genome assembly
AUGACAAAUAAGACAAUGGAACGCUUGGGUCUCGAGUAUUUUAAUGCGUUGUGGUCAAGGUCAUUUUUUCAACCUGCACCAAAUGAUAGAUCGUUGUUUGUGAUGCAUGAUCUCAUGAGUGACUUGGCCACAUCUGUUGUUGGAGAGUUUUUUUCAAGGGUAGACAUUGGGACGGAGAAAGAACAUAGGAAUGAAUCAUUCGAAAAGUACCGUCAUUUGUCAUUUGUUUGUGAGGAAUACAUGGUUUCUGGAAGGUUCGAGCCACUAAAAGGAGCUAAAAGUUUGAGAACGUUAUUAGCGGUAUCUGUUGGGGUGAUAAAAAAUUGGCAAAGAUUCUACUUAUCGAAUAAGGUCCUGAAGAACUUACUUCAGGAGUUUCCAUUAUUAAGGGUCCUAAGUUUGAGUCAUCUUGGCAUAAGCGAGGGACCCGAAUUCAUUGGCAGUCUAAAGCACUUGUGUUUAACUAAGUUGCCCAACAGCUUCUUAAGGCUUAAAAACUUGAGGCAUUUGGACAUUAGGAAUACUCCUGGUUUGAAGAAGAUGCCCUUAGGGAUUGGUGAGUUGAAAGGCCUACAAACUCUCUCCAAGAUCAUAAUUACAGGUGAAAACGGAUUUGCAAUAACCGAGCUUAAAAACUUGCAAAAUCUCCAUGGGAAAAUUUCCAUUUGGGGGUUGGGCAAUGUACAAAAUGAAACGGAGGCACGCGGCUCACACUUAUCACAAAAGAGGCUUACCGAGUUAGAGUUGGAUUGGGGUUAUGGGUUAUUGCAAACGAGGCUUAGUAUGUUGGAGUUUGCUGUGAGUUUUGGGGAUUCUGAAUUGAACGUUUUUCGAAAGGAGACACUUGAUAAGGAGGUCCUUACUGAGCUGAAGCCUCAAGCUGAUAGUUUGAAGAAGCUUGAAAUUGUGUCAUAUGCGGGGUAUAGAGUUUCCUAA